AUGUGUGGAACUACACAUGAGGAUAUUGUGCAUUCUUUGAUCACAUGUGGCUAUACAACAAACAUUUGGGCACAAUCUCACCUUCCAAUUCCCAAUAGUGUCACAAAUGUUUUCAGUGAUUGGUUUAAUGAUUUGAUGAAUAUUUUAGAUGAUAAUGAGAUUAUUUAUGCAGUGGCCAUUCUAUACUACAUUUGGCGUGCGAGGAAUGGGGCUGUUUGGGACGCAUGUUUACCCAGGCCUCAGAAAAUAUCAGCAAUGGCGUCUUCAGCUGUACAUUCUUGGAAGGUUGCGCACCCCACACAUGCACAGCCACAAACCAAUACGGCCGUAGCGGAGCAGGGUGGAAUGCCAACCAUAAUGCCGCCAAUGACAGUGAAUGUCACUGCUGUGCCGGCAGUGCACGGACUGCCACAAAGCAGCGCUGUGAUGCAACCAGUAGAACAACCAAUCGCCUCAGACGUGGAGCCUCUCAUGUGCUACUUCGACGCGGCAUACAACCCACAAACGAACAAGGCGGCGGCGGGUGCUAUUAUACUAGAUACGCAAAGAGGAUAUAUUUCCACAAUGACCACCCCUAUGUCAGAUUGUUUUACACCUCUAAUGGCAGAGGCUCUAGCGUGCAAAGAAGUUUUGUCAUGGUUGAGGGAUCGCGGUAUAAACUCUAUCCAGCUCUUCACAGAUUGUUUAGUACUACAACAAUAUCUAUCAUCUUCGACUCGAUCAUCACGGGCUUACUUGGGCUACACCAUUGAUAGCUGCAGGACUAGUAUGUUGACUUUUGAGAAUUGUUUAAUUCGUUAUGUUCCUAGAUUAGAGAAUUAUUUAGCUCAUACUUUAGCAUCUUUUGCCUUUACUCAGACAACUGUUAUGUAUUCGGACUCUAGUCCACCAGCUGCUAUUUCUGCAUAUUUCGAAUAA
Messenger RNA from Ipomoea nil (Japanese morning glory), 918 nucleotides. RefSeq lists its product as uncharacterized. The transcript has a single exon. Gene Ontology annotation, molecular function: RNA-DNA hybrid ribonuclease activity; nucleic acid binding. NCBI's taxonomy places the organism in Eukaryota, Viridiplantae, Streptophyta, Magnoliopsida, Solanales, Convolvulaceae. The record is from RefSeq and is a predicted model, not a curated record. The coding region runs from base 1 to 918 and encodes 305 amino acids.